GGAUAUUGCGUCACUGCUCAACGCUCUACCUGACCUCGCGGUCCGGUGACGUCUGGCUUCUCGUGUGGAUAGCCAAGAUGGACUUUGCUCCAGAGGAAUCUUGAAAUGUCUGUUUUGAUCUUUUGAAACAUCUCACUGUGCAGCUCAGCAGGGGAAUGUCAGAUAACCAAGGGAACAAUGGGGAAAUACUUUUACUGCACAGGUUUGCUGAAAAGCACCUGGGACCAAGUUUGCAUUGCUUUCUGGCAACGUUACCCCAAUCCUUACAGUAACCAUGUCUUGACAGAGGACAUCAUCUUCAGAGAGGUAACCCCGUCCAACUGCCUCAUUUCCAGACGUCUGUUGACCAAAACUAGCCGUUCACCUCGCUGGAUGGAGCGGUACCUCCCAAAGCACAUGUCCAGCUCGGCCUACAUCAUUGAGGACUCCAUUGUGGACCCUCAGAAACAGACCAUGACCACUCUAACAUGGAACAUCACCCACGCCCGCCUCAUGUCGGUGGAGGAGCGCUGUCACUACCAAAUCAACCCAGAGAACGGCUCCUGGACGGAGAUCAAAAGGGAAGCCUGGAUCUCUUCCGGUGUCUAUGGUCUUUCUAGAGCUAUUCAGGAAUUCGGUUUGGCAAGGUUCAAGAACAGCGUCACAAAGACCAUGAAAGGCUUUGAGUAUGUGCUCGCUAGAAUGCAAGGUGAAACUCCAUCUAGAACAUUAGCAGAGACUGCAACGGAGCGAGCAAGGGAGACAGCGCUGGCAGCUAAAGAGAAAGCAAAGGACCUCGCUUCACAUGCGCAGAAGAAACAAUACGUGUGAUGCAGCAGCUGCAGCCUCUUACCCUGGGACACAUUUACAUGUAGCCACUCUGAUUGUUCACUCAGUUGUUGGGUGAUUUGCAACAGAUCCCAGUCUUGGUUUGAAAACGUCUCUGUGAGGACACAGCGGUGGGUGGACCAUAAUAAAAAAAAGGCCUGAGCUGGGUUCAAGAGCCUGUUCUGGCCUCCCUGAUUGUGUUUAUUGUACCUCUAACAGUCCAUUUAGUAUUUACCGCAGCAGAAAUGUUUGGAAUGGGUGGUUGAUUAUGGCCAUGGCUGCCAUAAAAUUGAUAAUUUACAACUGGAAGUGUUCCUUAAGCCACUGCUCAACCUCUGUACCCAACAGGUUCUGCCUUUUUUUAUACUCCAGUUCUCUGAACAUCAUGUUUCCUUUUAUGACUUUAACCAGUCAGUUCUCUGUUAUUCAUUUCAGUGUUUUAAUGCCAAAUACAGUACAAUCCUGUUGGUUCAGUUCAGCCAAUCCUAAAAACCCUUAUAAUGCGUCUCUGCCGUCACGCAAAGAUCUGUACCUAAGUUCCCUGAUCCUUGUAAUGCUGUUCUUGCUCAAACGAUAAAAGUAUCAUUUGGUCAAUAAACGGACAUUUCCUUAA
Molecule: messenger RNA, 1420 nt
Organism: Cyprinodon variegatus (sheepshead minnow)
Lineage: Eukaryota; Metazoa; Chordata; Actinopteri; Cyprinodontiformes; Cyprinodontidae
Gene: prelid1a
Product: PRELI domain containing 1
Exons: 6
Coding region: 178-810 (210 amino acids)
Biological process (GO): phospholipid transport
Cellular component (GO): mitochondrial intermembrane space
Molecular function (GO): phosphatidic acid transfer activity
Source: RefSeq, a predicted model, not a curated record